This is a messenger RNA of Babesia microti strain RI, 1701 nucleotides long. RefSeq names its product Vesa-like. The record is from RefSeq and is a predicted model, not a curated record. Lineage: Eukaryota; Apicomplexa; Aconoidasida; Piroplasmida; Babesiidae. The transcript is spliced from 3 exons. The coding region runs from base 1 to 1701 and encodes 566 amino acids.
AUGAAUGAUAAAGUAAUUAAAUUUGGAGCUUGGUUUUUACAUGGGACGGUAACAGCCAAUCCAUUUGAAACGGUAUCAACUUGCAUUCCUGUUAUGGUCUCGGCCUUCGGCCUUCCUGUCGAAAAGAUAGGCAUUAUCACAUCCACGUGUAUCAGGAAUAUUGAAUUGUCAAGUGUCCUAACCCAAAUAGUUUUGUUAUUAAUAGGCAUUAAACAUCGCUUUUGGGGAUUCAUAAUACCUUUUCUUAAUCUAGUAAUAUCGGUAUUACUAGUGUUACACACCUUAUAUUGCGAUGGAUACGACGGAGAAUAUCUUUUUUAUUGUCUCAUGUUCCUGGUAGGAAUUAGUGAGGGGUCAUCCACACUGGCCUCUGUAUCUUGGAGAAUGGAUGUCACUACCUCAAUAAUAACAGGAUUCACAUUCGCUGGGCUGCCACAAAAAAUUUACCAACAGGUGAUUCUCGGUGCCAUAGACGUUAGUGAUCCAGUUAUAAUGCGCAAUUUGCUAUUAAAACUAUGGGUAUUCAAUUUGGUGAUUGUGGUGAUAUACCUUGUGUUAAUACUUAUCGACAUAUUCUACUUGAUUCCAAACCCAAAUGCAGAUUAUAAAUUUUUUGGUGAUUGUAAAAUACUCAUGGAAACAGUAAAAAAUCUGCACUAUGUAAAAUAUCCUAUCAUACUAACUAUACUGAUGGAAUCUGGAUUCUACUUAUUCUACCCUUCAAUUGUAAUCUUUUCAAUAGAUUCUUAUACUAAGGAUAACUAUGAAUGGAGAAGCACUCUACUAAAUCUCGUACAAUCAGUGGUUGUCGUGGUUGUGUCAUUAAUGUUUCUUAUGUGGGAUAUAUUUGAACCUGAGAAGUUGCAACGUGAGGGAUUUCCCGCAUAUAAAAAUCAUAUGCAGUUCAUUAAUUUAAAGGGUAAUUGGGUUUGGUUGGCACUGGCAGUUGCAAUGUUUACUCUUCGAUCGUUCUUUGGUCUAGCAUUUAUAUUUUCCUAUAGCUUCCCUAAUAAUUCAUUUUUGAAUUACCUCAAGACCUACCAUAAUUUAUUCCCAAUUGUUUUGUUCAUGGGUGUAACUAGGGCAUACGGUUCAAAUUUUUCCACGGGUAACUGUUUCGGCCUGAUGUUACAACAUUUACUUUUAGACACGCUAACUACCUCUAAUAAUACUAUUGUUGAUAAACUUGGCAGUCUUAAAGAUGCAUCUAUUAGUACAGAUGGUAAUACUGAAUUACAGACAGCUUUUAAUAAUUCUAAAACUAAAUUUACAAGUGCUCAUACCACAUAUAGUGGUGUGUCAACUAAUAGCAGCAACACUACAGAUCUAACGUCGCAAGCCAUUGAAUUGGAACAACACCUCAUUCAGAUUAUAGAAGCUGGAGGAAGUGUAGGAACAGAUAGUAGUAAUAAAGCUAUAGUUGAUAAUGCCAAAGAACUUUAUUCUGCAAUUAACAAACUUACAAACAUAUCUUACAAGAGUACACAGCUAUUGUUUUUCAUAAUGAUAUAUUCGCUUCUAUAUUUUGCAGAAUUCCAGAACAGAUUUUUAAAGACCCAUUUGGAGAUCAGAGGGUCUAAGGAAAUUAAUGGUUACCAUUUUACCGACAAAUACGGAGGGUUUAAGAUGUUUUGGUGGUGGAUUUAUCGUGUUCCCGUUCUAAGUUCCAUCCGAUUGGUUUGGCCCUUUUAUACCUCAUAG